AGGAAAGAGAUAGAGAUAAAAGACAUUUGAACACAAAGGUUAUGUAAAUCUAAUAAUGUGCAUCAUAAAACAAGCAAUAUAUUACACAACCGCUAACUUCCCGUAAACUGAACAGUGUGAAAACAAAUCGGAAUCAAACUGAGAAAUUCGAUGAAACAUUCUCUUUUCUAGUUCUUAUCUUUAAUCUGCUUGUCCGUGGAGAAGGACAGGAACGCUAACAGCUGAGCUUAAUGUCGACCAGCCUGAAGUGUGAUCUGGACAUUUCAGUUAUUUUAGUUGGACAUUUUAUAUUAAAACAAAUCCAUAAAGUUCAGUAAAUAUUCCAGAGCCGUGAUGCAGAAAAGAAUUUAGUCACUACUGAGCUCUGAUUCCCUUCUCUAACCCGCGGGACAAGACGAACCAUCAGAUCCUGGCGCUUCCUCCUCAGGGCCUACACGAACACUUUCUUUAUUAUUCAGAAUAACAGCAGCUUAAAACAGCUGCAACAUUUCCAAACUGAUUUGUAUAUUAUUUAUUUUCUCUCUUUUGCUAAAAGAGCUGUGAGCUGAACUGCAUGUGUAAAGAAAUGCUAUAAAGUAAUGACACCUUUCUCAGGAGAGGAGAGAACGGACAGCACUGAUCAGUGAAGGAGAGGAAAUGUUUCAGGCUGCAGCGCUCUCUGGGGGUCAGAAAACUACUGUGCUGCAGCCAAAGGCACUAUUUCAGCUCAAGCUAUUAUUAUUCUACAAAAUAUUUUACAUUUAAUGAAGAACUUGUACCAAAGGACAUGUCUUAAUGGACACACCACCUUUUCAGCUCAUGUAAGUGCAUUCCUAUUAUGAGAGGAACAGAUAAUUUAGUUAUUAAUUAUUUUGUGUGCACGACUCAAGAUUAAUAAAAUAUUUCAUGUCAGGCCUCUACAUGUAGAGUUUAUGGAACUACAGAGCAUUUUCCCCAGGGCUUUAGCCUGAUAACAUCUUUAGACGUGUGUGUGUGUGUGUGUGUGUGUGUGUGUGAUCAUGAGGAGAUGGAGACGCUGAUAGAGAUUAUAAAGCACGUCUGUAAGUCACUCUGCCCAAAUGCUGUGAAUAGAAUUAUUAAUAACUACAAUAAUAGCAAAUUAUUUAUUAAUUUGUUUAAUUAUUAGGAUUUUUCCCCAUCUUUUUCAGUUUUCAACAAUAAAGCUUCUUCAGUUAUUCAUCUCUGGGAACGCAUAAACCUUCAGUUAAACUGAAUUUUAUUUAUAUCACACUUUAAACAAUAGACAAGGUCACAAAGCAGAUGUACAGAAAUCAGACUGUAGACUGAGAUCUCUAAUUAAAUAUUACUGUACACACUUAAAUAAUAAUAAUGUGCUCAAUAUUUAAAUAGUUGGAUUAUGUUCAUUGGAAAACUGUACUGAGGGGGUCCACAGAUGAUGAUGAGUUCCUGACUGCAAAAAGUUGGAGAAGAUCAUAAUAAUAAAGAUCAUAACACUCAGUGCAGGUGAAAGUGAUGCAUGAAACAAGCUGAAUGAGAAAUAGUUCCUUCUCUCUAGAGUCUAUAAUAUAUAGUUCAUAAUAAAUUGAAGUCCAAGCUGAAAUGAAAAUGAAUAUAUUGAAAUUAUAUAUUAUAGGCCCAUAAAUAAAUUAUUAUUUACACAGUAAGAGUUAGGAACUAAGUGACCGACGGGUUGGUUCCACCCGGACUGUAUAUAUUGUGGCACCGACUGCGAUACUUUGACCUAUAAUUUUCACCAUCGCUUUUUUCUGUUUAUUUUAGGGAAAAAGUUAAUAAAGUAAAAGUUUUUGUAAGUAUGUAUGUGAGAAUGAAGCAUCUGAUCCGCGGUGCCCGAGUGUGUGUGCUGACUCGGUGCUCAGUGCGCAUGUCUCCGAGUGUGUGUGAAUAUCAUUAUAAUUCACAGAGUUCAUGCAGCAGCUCCCAGAUCAGCUGUGGGAAGAGAUCCUGCAGCUCAGGGGUGCGCGUGGGCUGCGCCUCGGGCUUCUGGGGAGAUACUGCUGCAUCAGGUGUUUAAUUCCUCAUAUACCACUUUCAGUAGCUCUGUGCGCUUGAGCCCCGCGGUGGCCUGGAGUGCAGAGAGCUCACCACUGGAGUGUCUGAUGAACAGAGCGAGGUUCAGCAGCAGUGGUGAAAGUGCUGCAGACUGACAUUAAAGUUCCCCUGAAACUGGAUCUUUCAUUUCACGCAGCUGAUCUCGUGCCUAAUCCUCAGAUUCCUGAGCCAGGUCCUGGAGGAACCCCGUCUAUGUCCUGCACAGUUUAGAGUUCUCUUGCUCUAAAAGACACACACACACACACACACACACACACACACUUCAGCUCAUGAUUGUUGGUUAAUUAGCUGAUUAAUUGGAGCAUGUGCUUUUUUAUGUACUCAUUAUUUGUCUCAUGUUAAAUCAGUUCAGUGUGUGUGUACACCUCUAAUGACUGAAGACUGUAAGGUCUGUCAGAAGUACCGAUUUAUAAACAAAACCCAUUUCUGGUACUACUUUAGAAUAUCUGCAGUGAUAUAAAGGAGUGCUUAAACCUUCUCUCUUCACAUGAUGACCUUGUAAGGAUGAAAAACAUCUGUAUUAGCCAUAAAGGGUAAUAAAACAAGACAUACUAUACUGUUUAUUAUGUAAGUUUAACGUUAUUCCUCUUCAUGCUCCUCUGCAGUUCCUCAGCUUAUACAUGGUGGGAAGCUGGACUUUCUUGUGUUUGAUUAUCUGUCGGAAAUUACCAUGUCCCUCCUCACGGCUGCUAAAGCUAAGACUCCUAAUAUGGGAUACGCGCCUGAUUUCGUUCUUGCUGCCAUUUCUCCAUAUAUCAAAGAAAUCGGCCAAAAAGGUAUUCGUGUGGUUAGUAACGCUGGUGGUGUGAAUCCUCUCGCAUGUGCAGCUGCUAUACAGGAAGUAGUGCAGAAAGCUGGGCUCAGUUUGAAGGUUGCCGUGGUAACCGGUGAUGAUCUAAUGCCUCAGAAAGACUCUCUGAAUAUGUUGAAGAUGGCUGAUACACAAGAAAACAAACCACUUCCCAAAACCGUAAACAGUAUGAACGCAUAUCUGGGUGCGGUCCCCAUAAAGCGCUGUUUGGAUCUGGGGGCUGAUAUCGUCGUUACUGGCCGGUGUGUUGACAGUGCGCUGGUGCUUGGACCCCUGAUGCAUUCAUUUGGCUGGGAUCAGAAUAACUUUGACCUCUUGGCUGCUGGAAGCCUCGCAGGUCACCUGAUAGAGUGUGGAGCCCAAGUGACCGGUGGCAUUUUCACUGACUGGCACAUGGUUCCUGACUGGGAUAACAUGGGCUUCCCAGUGAUCGAAUGUUCCUCUGAUGGCUCCUUCACUUUGUCCAAACCUCCCAGAACUGGUGGUCUGGUGUCAUUCGGUACAGCAGCAGAACAGUUAGUGUAUGAAAUAGGAGAUCCACGUCAUUACCUCCUGCCUGACGUCACGUGUGACUUCUCACACGUCACCAUUACUGAGAUUCCAGGUGUUGAAGGAGGAGCAGUGCGAGUGGGUGGAGCCAGAGGAUCACCACCAUCAGGUGACUACAAGGUCUGUGCCACAUAUAUGGAUGGUUUCAGAGCGACAGCGGUUUGUCCUGUAGCCGGCCCUCGAGCUGCACAAAAAGCCAGAAAGACCGCAGAGAGCAUUAUCAAAAGGACCAGGCGAAUGUUCAGACAGCUGGGAGUGGAGGAUUACAGUGAUGUGAAUAUUCAGGUUCUGGGUGCUGAGGAUACGUACGGACCUCACGCACUCAACACCGUGAAUCCUACUCAAAUAUAUUUGGUGCAGGAUCUUCGGGAAGCGGUGCUGUGGAUGGCUGUCCAUCACAGGCAGAAGAAAGCUCUUGAGCUUUUCUCCAGGGAAGUGGCUCCAGCAGGAACUGGCAUGGCUCCUGGACUCACAGGAAUCGUGGGAGGCAGACCUCGAGUGUCUCCUGUGCUGAAGCCUUUCUUCUUCCUGCAUCCUAAAGCAGACCUGAAGGUGAACAUCCAUCUUAAUGGAGAGUUGAUAGAGACGUACAGAGAGACGGAGUGUUCUUCACCUGAAGGACUUUACACAUCCUCUCACCUCCCAGAGCAAAAUCUUUACAUUCCUACAGACUUGCCCAGCGGUCCUUGCAGCUACAGACUGGAAGACUUGGCUUAUACACGAAGUGGAGAUAAAGGAGACUCUGCAAAUAUUGGAGUUAUAGCAAGACAUCCACUUUACUUUCCGUACCUGAAGAAGUUUUUGACUGCUGAAGUGGUGGAGAAAUUCUUUCAGCACCUGAUUAAGAAGGAAGACGGCGAUCUGCCCUCAGUGAGCCGGUUCGAGUUGCCUGGUGUUUGUGGUUUAAACUUCCUGAUCCGCAAUUCACUUGGAGGAGGAGGUGUGGCAUCUUUAAGAAGUGACCCUCAGGGAAAAGCUUAUGGCCAGAUGUUGCUGGACUACAGACUGACGGGUCUACCUGAGCUCACCUCGCUGGUAGACUGAAGAACGAUGAUAAUCUGAGGCAAUAAAACACAAAAACUUCAUAGUGACUCACAGUGUGAACAACACACAGACUGAGAGCUGAACUGAAGCAGCAUGAGCUAAUCGUUUUCUUAUCCAUAUUAUCGAAGUGUGCAUGGAGCUUAAACAACUCUUAUUACAAUGCUAAUAGAAUUAUUCUUCAACAUUAAGCAUUUCACAUUAAACUCCACUCUGAAUCACAUUAAAUGUUUUCAUAUUGAA
Pangasianodon hypophthalmus (striped catfish) is the source of this 4675-nucleotide messenger RNA. RefSeq lists its product as uncharacterized. The transcript has 21 exons. The record is from RefSeq and is a predicted model, not a curated record. NCBI's taxonomy places the organism in Eukaryota, Metazoa, Chordata, Actinopteri, Siluriformes, Pangasiidae. The coding region runs from base 2702 to 4435 and encodes 577 amino acids.